Molecule: messenger RNA, 8031 nt
Organism: Drosophila obscura
Lineage: Eukaryota; Metazoa; Arthropoda; Insecta; Diptera; Drosophilidae
Gene: Hipk
Product: homeodomain-interacting protein kinase 2
Exons: 11
Coding region: 748-4752 (1334 amino acids)
Biological process (GO): peptidyl-threonine phosphorylation; peptidyl-serine phosphorylation
Cellular component (GO): cytoplasm; nucleus
Molecular function (GO): protein tyrosine kinase activity; protein serine/threonine kinase activity; ATP binding
Source: RefSeq, a predicted model, not a curated record
UAGGCGAUAGGCGCUUCUAAAAAUCCGUAAUCCAACAAAAUAUCAACGCGACGCGCCGUGAAAGAAAUUCGAAUAAAUAUUAUAAUUUUAAUGAACUGAAAACUGAUUCCCGAAGAACGCGUCGGGCGCGUGAUACUACCACAAGAAGAGUGAGUGAGAGAGUGCGAAUGAAAAUAUCAAAUUUUCAAUGUGCCACAUACGGGUGCGUGAGUGAGACGGGAAAUAUGGCGAGUGUGUUUUUAUAAUCCAAAAUAAAUCUAAAACUACACUUUCUUCACAACAUGGAAAUUCAAUGAAACCUCAAAAAAUUCUCUUUUAAUUUGUUAAAAAUUGUCUUUGUCUUGGAUAAAAAGUUAUUUGUAAAUAUAUUUAAAAUUCUUCGUAUUCGUAUCAAAUUUUAAUCAACCACCAAAAAAAAAAAGAAAACAAGAAAGUUACCAACAAAAAUUCCAAAGAAAGGAAAUGAAUAGUUGUCGAAAAUACCAAAAUUUGCAAUUAUUUGGUCAAAAGGAAAUCGUCGCGACAACAAGAAGAAAAUUUUGUACAAAACGAAUUUGUAAGGAAGAAAAAAGAAAAGGACCGCCCGCUCGAAGAACCACUCCAAUGCGAUCCCAUUGAGUGUGAACAGAGCAAAAGCAGGACGACAGAGAGAGAGAGAGACAGUGAUAGAGAGAGAGAGAGAGAGACAGAAGAAGAGGAGUGAAACGAACACCCAAACCAUUAGUCAGAGCGGGAUAGCAUGCGCCAAUGAGAGCGUCCCACCAGCUAAGAGCGUCCGAUUUCGUUGACUACGCUGCCGUCGUGGGAGUGGGAGUGAGAGGAGGAGUGGGACUGGGUCUAGGACUGGAAUUGGGCGAAGGAUCGUAUUACAGCAGCGAUCUAACGGCAUUUGUCGUGGAGCAGGAGCAGAGACAGCAGCAAAGGGAAGCAGAGGCAGCGGCAGAAGCAGCAGCAGCGGCAGCAGCAGCGGAAGCGGCAGCGGAAGCGGCAGCAACAAUCAAGCGAAAACGUCAAACAGAUUGCGAUUGCGGCUGCGUGGAUUCGUACAACAUCAGCCACGGCCCGACAGCAGUGCAACAACAGCAGCAGCAGCAGCAUCAGGAAGGAGGCAGCCAUCAGCAGCAGCAACAACAGCAGGUGCCACACCACAGCAACAGCCUCAAGACGGCGCACACAAAGGUUGCCACAUCGGGGGGCCAUGCCAAUACGCAGCCCCCCAGCAAAAGGUCGAGCAGUGGUGCCGAUGGCGACUAUCAAUUGGUGCAGCACGAGGUCUUGUAUUCGCUUUCAGCGGAAUAUGAGGUCCUUGAGUUCCUGGGACGUGGCACCUUUGGUCAGGUGGUCAAAUGCUGGAAGCGUGGCACCUCUGAAAUCGUUGCCAUUAAGAUACUGAAGAAUCAUCCGUCGUAUGCACGUCAGGGACAGAUUGAGGUGUCCAUUCUGUCGCGCUUGAGUCAGGAGAAUGCCGACGAAUUCAAUUUUGUGCGUGCCUUCGAGUGCUUUCAGCACAAGAAUCACACAUGUCUGGUGUUCGAGAUGCUCGAGCAGAAUCUGUACGAUUUCCUCAAGCAGAACAAGUUCUCGCCGCUGCCUUUGAAGUAUAUAAGACCCAUUUUGGAGCAGGUACUGACGGCCCUGUUGAAACUCAAGCAAUUGGGUUUGAUUCAUGCCGAUCUGAAGCCCGAGAACAUAAUGCUCGUGGAUCCAGUGCGUCAGCCAUAUCGCGUCAAGGUGAUAGACUUUGGCAGUGCCUCGCAUGUGAGCAAAACGGUGUGCAACACGUAUCUGCAGUCGCGCUACUAUCGUGCACCAGAGAUUAUACUGGGACUGCCCUUCUGUGAGGCCAUUGACAUGUGGUCGCUGGGCUGUGUGGUGGCGGAGCUCUUUCUGGGCUGGCCCCUGUAUCCCGGCAGUUCAGAGUUCGAUCAGAUCAGGUACAUCAGCCAGACGCAGGGUCUGCCCACAGAGCAUAUGCUGAAUAGCGCCUCGAAGACCUCAAAGUUCUUCUAUCGCGAUGUGGACUCGACGUAUCCGUUCUGGCGGCUCAAGACCACCGAAGAGCAUGAGGCAGAGACCAAUACGAAGAGCAAGGAGGCAAGGAAGUACAUCUUCAAUUGUCUGGAUGAUAUUGGGCAGGUGAAUGUGCCCACGGAUCUGGAAGGGGGACAGCUGUUGGCCGAGAAAACCGAUCGCAGGGAGUUUAUAGAUCUCCUGAAGCGUAUGCUAACCAUCGACCAGGAGCGACGUCUGACCCCCGCUGAGGCAUUGAAUCAUUCAUUUACACGGCUCACGCAUCUGGUGGAUUAUGUUUACUGCAACAAUGUGAAGGCCUCUGUCCAGAUGAUGGAAGUGUGUCGUCGCGGGGAUUUCCAUACCGUACAACCUGCUUCUACUUUGGUCACCAAUUUCGUGCCCAGCAGCACUGAGAACAUGACAUUUACGAUCAACAAUCAGCUGACCAGUCAGGUGCAACGUCUUGUGCGUGAUGGCCGCCCGCUGGCCUACGAGGGUCUCUAUCAGAUCUACAAUGGCAGAAGUGUCGCGCGGCAGUAUCCGCAGGCGCGCACCGACAGCUUCCAGCAUCAGCUGGUGUCGAAUAUUCUCUGCCCGCCGUCGUACCAGGCGAUGGCCAGCCCCACGAAGCAUGUCGUGGUGGGCAGUGCCACCAUGCAGCCGCCGUUGCAAGUGCCACCGCAGCAGUAUGUGAAUGUGCCAGUGCCCGUGUCGAUGGUGGAGCCCACCUCGGGCCAGAGGAUGCUGCUCACGAAUCGAGUGCAGGCGAGCGGCGUGGCAUGGCCGCAGACGGGCAGGCAGAUGGCAUUGGUGCCCUCGUGGCCGCAGCAGGCGCCAGCGCAUUCGCUGAUUGUGGACUCAACGCCGCUUUUCAAUGUGGAGGAGAUCUAUCCCAAGCAUCAUCUCAAUUUGCCACGCAACGAUCUCAAAAAGGAAUCGCCGGCUCAUCAUUUAGCCAAGGGCAACUCUUAUCGCGUGCCGCGUCACGAGAAGAAGGAACACCAGCAGCUGUCGCCCGUAAAGAAGCGCGUGAAGGAGAGCUCACCGCCGCAUCAGCAGCGCUAUCAGCGAACGGCUCACGUGUCGCCGCAGUACCACACGCAUCACAAUUGCAAUUAUGGCGGCAACUACGGCAGUGGCGGCAGUGGCACGGGUGGAUCAGUGGUGGCCUCAUCCGGAGGAGGAGGAGUUUCUGCGAGCAAUAUUCCCAGCAGUUCGGGCGGAUCGCAUCAUCAUCAUGGCGCACCAGUGGCGCAUGUGCAGCAGCCGUAUAGCGCCUCAUCGGGCGGCCAUCAUAUUGUGAGCAAUUGUCAGGCGAAUGGAGGCUACCAGCAGCCGCUCACACAUGCCCCACAUCCGCAACAGCAGCAGCAGCACCAGCCGCAGCAGCAGCAGCAGCAACAGCAGCAUCCGCAACAGCAGCAGCAGUCGCAUGUGAAGCAACAGCCGACGAUCACCAUCCAUGAUACGCCCUCACCGACGGCAGUGAUUACCAUUUCGGAUAGCGAGGAUGAGGGUGGGGAUAAUGGUGCAACGACAGCAGCGCCAGUGAAGCAGCGUGCGCAUGCGCAGUCGCAGACGAGCAGCAGUCUGAUGCAGCAGCAGCAGCAGCAGCAGUCGUCUGUGCCACUGCAUUGCCAGAGGAGCACCAACCAGAGCAACGUGCAACAGCAGCAGCAGCAACAGCAGCAGCAAUCGAUCAAUUAUGGUGAACACGAUCCGGAGGAUGCCCGUCGACGCCAUCAUGCAGCAGCAGCGGCGGCCAUUGCCGCAGGAAGCCCCAAGCAUCAUCAUCACCAACAGCAGCAGCAGCAGCAGCACCAUCAACAUCAGCAGCAGCCACCACAGCAACAGCAGCAGCAGCAGGUGCAACAACAGCCGCCGCCCAACAUCAAGUACGAGCCAGGACAAUCGCAAAAGAAACGCAUCCUAGCGAUGGCCCAGAGCGAAUGCAACUACCAGCCGCAGCCGCAACAACAGCAGCAGCAGGUGCAAGUGCAGCAGCCGCAGCCAUCCGCCAGUCUGCCGCACAUUCCGCCAAAGCAGGAACCGGCAGAGUUCUAUCCGGAAUAUGCCCCCCAGCAGCAACAGUUGGACACGAAACGCUCUUCGUGGGCGCCCACAUCCUCCUCGGCUGCACCGCCACUGGCGCAUCCAAAGCGAGAGGCACCCUCGGCUGCGCCCAUUAGCUAUGUGGCACCCGCUGUGGCGCCACCCCUGGCCCACUCGAAGAGCAGCUCGUCGUCGUCAUCGUCGUCGAUUAGUGCUGCGGCUGCAGCGGCCUCCUGGGGUGCACCUCAGGUCUACCGCCAGCCAUCGCAGCCGCCGCCAGGAAGUGUGCUAUCCCAGCCGCCAGCUGCACCGCAUCACCAUCACAGCAGCCACAGCCAUCAUCAUCAUCAGGCUGGGACACCGUUGGGCGGCUCGCCCUCGUCCACGGCAGCGGCGACCAUGCUGCAAACGGAUAUCUAUGCGCAGGGCGACAUUUAUCGCCGUCCCACGGUGUUUGUGUCGCAGGCGGCGCCCAGUUAUGCGUACGCCAACAGAGCAGUGGUGGCGCCACCACCCGCACACAACAGCAGCAGUCGUCAGGUGAUACCAUCGCAUCCGUUGCCAGCUCACAUCCAGAUACCCACGCAGUAUAGCCAAUUUGGACCACUCAGUCCUGCCCAGGUAGCCGCCGCCGGCAAGCAUGCGGCGCACUUUGCGCCCACCAACAUAUGGUAUGGGGCUGAGUAGGGAGCCACGAAAGUGGGUGACACGAACGAACAGAGGGUUAGGCGAGACGAGACGCGACGAGAGAGAGAGGGAGAUGUGAUGAGAUGAGAUGUGACACCACCAGCAAACCGCAAACCGCAAACACCGUCAUCAUGAUCUGAGAUCUUGAGAGCUCAAGAAACUCAUUUAAAUGAUUCAGCGCUCGAAUCGUUUGUGGCCUCGGUUGAGGAAGGAGUGGAUAACCAAAGCCCAGAGCUACAGCAGCAGCAGCAGCAACAGCAGCUACAGUUGACACAAUGCUGGUGGUUUAUGCUACUGAUGCAACAGACGAUAAUACAACACAACAGCAACAUGCUGCUAGCGGAUAGCGAGGAGUCCAUCACAUCAGGAGAGACAUCAGCAGCAGCUUCGGUCACAUCUUCAGUGGCAGCAGCCACAACAUCAGAAGCAGCAGCAGCACUAACAACAACAGCAGCAGCCUCUGUUUCUGCUGCAACAACAUCUUCAGCGGCAUUUAACAUGUUUUGCAGAAGUGCUCGCCGCAAGCAUUGAGACAGACAGAGACCCACAGAGAUCAUCGCCACGUCGCCAGUUCUUUCGUUGUCUGUGGAUUUAAAAGUUAUUUGUUUCGAUUGGAGGAUUUGGGAGAUUUGGGGGAGAGCAACUCCACAUCAUUGGAUUAACCUUUACGAUUAUUCAGUUUUAUUAUGUUUUAUAAUAUUAUAAUUGUAAAUGUAAAGAGAAGCAUUCUUACACGCUCGCAAGUGUAAGACAUGCAUAGAGCCCAUAGAGCUUCACUUCUCUCUCUCUCCAUAUAUAUAUAUAUAUAUAUAUAUAUAUAUACAUAUGUAUUCUCUAUAUAUCUAUAUAUAUAUAUUAGAUGUGUGUGUAGUUUUAUCUGUAUAUUCAGAUUGUUUUUUUUCCCCUCUUCUACAAAAAACGAAAGCGUUUCAUUCUCUAUGUGUGUUGUGUAUAUUUUAUUGAUACAUACAAAUAUUCUCUACAUAUAUUAUAAAUUAUAUACAUACAUAUGCGCAUAUGUAAUACUAUAAUUAUGAAUACUACAAUAUCAAACAAUAACAACAACAACAAUAACAAUUUAAUGGCACGCCAGCGACACUAACAAACAAAAUGCUUAGAAAUUCCUUAGACUCUUAGAAAGUACCUCAAAAUACGAAAUACGAAUACGAGCAAAAAUAAUAAGCAAAAAACAAAAUGCAACAGCAACAACAGCAACAGCCAACAACCAGUAACAAACAAUACAAUGUUAAUGCAAUUUGCCUUUUACACAAACAAGCAACAAGAACGAAAAAAGAGAAAACAAACAAAAAUAGGAAGAAACCAAUUCUAUAGAAAUCGUAAACAAAUUGUAGAGUAACAAAUGAAAAUACCGCAAAAACCUUACUAGCAAACAACAAAGCAAAGCAAGAAUAACUAAAUAGACCCUAGGAAUCGAAGAAAAACCUAAAAAUAAAUAAAUAUAUAUAUAUAGGAAAUAGCUGAUAGAAAUAAAAAGGAUAUCUAGCAGUAGGACUUAGUAGGAGUAGGAUGGCAAUGAAUGCGACAGUUUUUUUAUACACACUCGUAAACACACUCAUAGAAAUAACCGCAAUAAAUAUGCAAAAAUAUACAAAAUACGAUUAACAAAUAAAGAUUCUAAAUUAAGUUAAAACCCACAAAUAAUUAUAGGAACAAUUGUACAUAUAUAUCGAUAUAUAAAUACGAAAAGAGUAUCUUGUAACUAGAGCGUGAGAGAGCACUUUGAUGGAUGGAAGAGUUUUUUUUGUACGUUUUAAGCCCUGAGCACAUCAGACGCAUCAGAGCGCUUUUAGCCAGUCUUUGGAUUGAAUGUCAAUAACCCUUAUUAGUUUUUAAAGCUCAAGAAUAUAAUUAAUGAUUUUUGAAUGCCCCUUGCUGAAAAAAAAGAAAAGGUUUUUGGAAAACAGAAAAGAAAACAUCUGUUAUCCCCUUUAAAGUACUAUGUAUUCUUGAUUAGAAUUAUUUCUAUACGUGCAGCAGUGCCCCUCGGUUUGUUUGGCUUUGCUGCCUACCGGAUUAUUUUAAAAUUAUCGAUCUGCAAGGGUAUCAAAUGCUUCGGCAUCCGAAGAAGACUUUCUUCUUUUAACUAUGUUUUCUUAGCACUCACCCUUCACCCCCAUACGGCACAAGCAAAGACCUUUGAAAUUAUGUAGUCGAUAAACUUAUGGGAAAAGUUUUACUAAAGUACAAAAACAAAACAAAAAAAACAAAAAUAACAAGCAAUCUAGCAAUAAUCGAUUAACAUUUUUAGGCUUUAUAAUUUGUUCUUUUAAAAAUUAUGUUCUUUCGAAAAGUUAAAACCUGGAACCUAAAUUCAAGUUAGGCUUUAGUACCGCUAUAAAGGCAGGGGAUCAACGGCAUGAUUGGGUCAACUUUGUGUAAAUAAUGCACGCAAUUUUGAUAUGUACAAAACCUGGCUUACUUUACACACUUACACCCACUAAAUCUUAUAUACCAUAUAGAUACAUAUAUAAACUAUUGUAAACUUAAAAAUCUUGUUAAAUAGGUUUCCUAAAGUAUUUUGUAGUUAGACCUAAACUUAAACGUGUCGUUGCGCAUGCAAAAUCUUUUUUUCCUAUCCCUUAGAGAGGGCGGCACUUCCUAAAUAAACAUACAGAAGAUACAGUUACAAAAGAUACAGUUAACCGCAACCCCUAAGCCCCUUUUAAAAACCAACCACCCUUCUACCCUUCUAGUACAGCACCAUUUUCGGGAUUAGAAGGUUAGGGAGAGUUAAAACUCCAAUUGAAAGGAUCUAGCAUAUAAUUAUUGUGAUGUAGUUUUUAACAAAAAGCAAAGAAAUUGAUAAAGAUACCGAUAAAGAUAAUGAUAUAGUAGAAGAGAUGAAGAAGGAAAGGAGCGUUUUGCCAGUCGUCGUCAUCGUCUAGAAAUUAAACUACAAAUUAUGAAUACAACAAACGUAAUGGAUAUAUGGAUAAACGGAUAUAUAUAGCUAUAUGCAUCAAUAUAUGUUAUCUAAUUAGUGUGCAGGAUUCAAUAGCGUUAACAGAACAACAAAAUAAACAAAAAAUAAACCAAUCGUUUUUUAAACAAACUUUUUAAAACAAGAGAAAAAAAACAGAACUUUUUGUAGUUUAUAAUUAAACGAAAGAAGGAACAUUUACGAGUAAUUAGCAUUGUGUAGGGGCGGUAAUUAAGAAAACGUUAGUGUUGUGAAUAUAUACGAGUACAUACAAUAUAUAAGUACUAUAUAGAUCUAGAUGUGGUAUAUACAAUGCAUAUAUAUUUUGUGUAUAAAAA